AAAGCAUGGCGGACGAAAUUUUCAAACUACUUUGCAGCUCUGCAAAAAUCGAACGUGAUCGCGGUUUAGUACAACUUCAACGCGUCCUAAAGGAUGUAGAAGUUCAAGGUUUGACAGAGCUUGAAGAUAGAAUCUUUGCUUUACUCCAAGAUGACUCGGCGCCGUGGGAAACAACGAUUGGAGCGCUGGGCUCUGCAAAACUGGUUUUGGUUCACGAGCACUCAACUGAAGAUUUUGCUGUCAAGAUUCUGCCCUUUGCAGUGAGGCUCCUUGAGGAUAAUGAGUACAGAAUUCGCAUGGCAGCUGGUGAAACCCUUGGUGCCCUGUGUAAAAGAAAUGGUGACGAAAUAUAUGCCAAUACCAAGAAAGCCAUUUUGAAUGGUAUUCGUGUGAACCUCGAGCGCCGUCCCCAAACUGAGGCUAGUCUCGAGGAGCAGCAGGACACAGAAAGACUUGUCAAGAAGUUGGUUCGAUCCAACUCAGAGGAAAAGAGAGCUGCAUUGGCUGAGGAUAUCUUCCAUGACACCGCGGGGUGGAAAUCUCUAGAGACUUGGAUGAAGUGCCUGCAGUUUGUAGUCGAGGGAUGUGGCCAAGGGUUCAAUCGUCAUAUCGACCAAGAGCUCCUAGAUCUCAUAUUCUCGGCCCUGGCGCACACCAACAGGUUUGUGCGUGAGACGGGAUUCCAGGUCUGUGGCGCAAUCGUGGGCUGUGCUGCUGAAAAUGAGGAUGCGUCCAUUUUAAAGGAAGACAAUGCAGUGUAUCGUCAUGGGGAGAAGUUCUCUGAAGAACUCGCGAAAGGUUUAUCGGAUAACUGGAGUCAGGUUCGAUUAGCUGCCUCGGUCGCGACCAGGAAGUUCCUGCAGAGUUUACCCGAUGAUGGAUCAAGAGCCAAGUUCUAUGCAGAUUUAUUGCCAAGAAUGUGUCUCAAUAGGUACUAUGUUGCAGAAGGAGUGAGAAUUUACUCCCAAGAAACUUGGAGACAGAUCACUGGUGGGGAGGGCAGGCAUUUGGUGGAACAGCACAUCCAAUCAGUGGUUGAGUACUACAUAUCGCAAACAGAGGCAGAUAACCACGCUGUGAGGGAAGCAGCCUGUGCUUGUAUAGCAGAGCUCGGGUCAAAGAUUGAUUGUGAUGUUGUUCGCCCCUAUGUACCCUCAUUGUUAGAUGCCCUCAUUGUCUGCUUCAAAGAUGACAGCUGGCCAGUCAGAGAUGCAUCCUGUGUGGCAUGUGGAAACUUCAUCCUGUGUUUUCCAGAGGAGGCAAGGGGUAUGAUGGACACAAUGUACCCACUUUUCUUCGAGAAUCUUCAAGACAACAUUCCAUCAGUGCGGCAAGGCGGUGCAGUGGCAUUAGCUAAUGUAUGCAAAGCUUACGGGUCAGAAGCUACCUCUAAGGUUUACGAAAAGGUGAUCGAAGGCUUCAGCGGUGUUGAAAAACAAGCCAAGGAUUCUGAUAAGUACGGUGGUCUAGACAAGAACCCGGCUGUGUUUGGCGUGGUCAAGAAGGCCAGGGAUAAUGACGUGGACUUGCAUUCAAAUCAAACGAUGUACUCCUGUGGUUCGUUAGCUCCAAAGAUGAAUCGAGGUAAAAGAGAAGGUGGAUGUAUGGAUCAUAUGUUCAGGAGGCCGUCAGAGCCGUGGGAACUUGCUGAUGGCUGUGUCUACCUCCUGGCUGAGCUCUCCUCCCUCCCAUCAGAAGUGCAGAAUGUGUCCAAACAUUUACCCCUCCUAGCCAAAGCCACAGCGCACCAGCACUAUACAAACCAUGUGCAUUUUCUAGAGUCACUUUGUAAACAGCUCCCUGUGAUUGCCAAAAGUCUUGGCAAGCGACCCUUUAAGAUGUAUGUGGAGCUGUUUUUUGAUGCCAUAUUUUAUAGUUUGUCUUGUGAUAACGCACUGACUUCAAGUGCUAGUAGUCAAUGUUUGAAUCAACUGAGUUCGUUUCUGGGGGCAAAUAUCAUGAGAGGACGCGUAGAACAGUACAAUCCAAGGUACCUGGACCAGUUAGAGGCUAACCAAGCCAUUGCUCCUUUAUGAGAAUCCCAGGCUGUCUGAUGACUAUCAAUGACUCUGGUCUGUGCACAACGAAAUGUAUAUACAUGUUUCUGCUGCUGUGUAAACCCAGGUUAUUCUUACGUGACUCUCUCAUGUGAGUCGUUAUUAGCAACAAGAAUCAGGAAUGGAGGGUUGGGUAAGGUAUUCAGGGAAGGGUUAGAGGUAUGGGAAAGAUUAUUUGUCAAAACUGAAAUGAGGACGCACGUAAAAAUAGCCAGUUUGGUAAAGGAAAUCCAUAAAGGACUCAUGUACAUUGUAAAAAUAGCGACAGCCUUGAGAACAGAAUGAAUUGAAUGGAAUAUUUAGAUCUGUGAUUUAUGAGAACAAAUUAACAUGUGUCAUGAAUUCCAAUAAACAUCUGUUUAUCAUUAAAUUUGUGCUAUGUUAAAGGGGGAAUAUAGGCCAGGUCUCUAUGAUAUGCACCGAAGAAGGUAGCCUGUAUGGAGGUCCUCCCCGGUGUACCAUAGCAUAGGUUGUACCAUAGGUGUACCAGAAGUCCAACGGGGGUUGGGUUUCAUUGAAAAACCUAUUCAACUCCUACCUUUAUCCUCCUUUUGAUGCUGAGUGGUGCUUAUUUUAACAUAUGCUUGUCUAGAUCUCAUGAUAAUAAACAGACUGUGUAUGUUUGAUUCAGAUUUGUCCUGAAAUGAGCCAGAGUUUAUGCCUGAAUGUGAGGAAAAAAACAACUCUGCAACGUUCUUGAUUGUACAUAACCAAUACAUGUAUCUGCAACUUUUCCUGUGAGGCUGAACUGUUCAUUCAGCAUUGUGCAAAUUAAAACAAAUGCCUUUCUACCGUCUUCCUAGCAUUUCGUGGCGAAUAUAGAUACAUGUUGCUUUUGCCAGUGUCAUUGAAAAAUGUAUAAUCCUGUGCCCAUGUACUGCAAUCGCACUUGCAUAAAGUAUGUACGGCUGUGUAAAAUUAUCAUUAAUCUCAAGAACUUGGUUCAUCAUAUUAGUCCUGUCUAGGCUCCUCCAUCACCAUUUGCUUGUCAUCAUUGUCAAUGUUGGUAGCUUGUCGAUCGUUGGAUGAACAAUGGUAUUACAUGUACUUUGUAAUACUUGUUAAAUAUUUGUAUAAUGAA
Molecule: messenger RNA, 3138 nt
Organism: Lineus longissimus
Lineage: Eukaryota; Metazoa; Nemertea; Pilidiophora; Heteronemertea; Lineidae
Exons: 17
Coding region: 6-2036 (676 amino acids)
Biological process (GO): protein import into nucleus
Cellular component (GO): nucleus; cytoplasm
Molecular function (GO): protein binding; nuclear import signal receptor activity
Source: RefSeq, a predicted model, not a curated record